AUGGCAGUGAGCUUCUUGAGGUACGAGGUAUCUGACCUCUGUCUAGCCAAGCCGGCCCUGAGGUCCCUCUCUGCCUCCGCCACAGUUGCUGAUGCCUUAGAGGCCUUGAAGACAUGUGAGGAAAACUUCAUCAGUGUCUGGGACUGCAACCACUCCAAGACUACCAGAUCUCUAGACGCUGGCCAGCUGUGCCGCUGUGUUGGCAAGGUCUGCAUGGUUGAUGUCAUCUGCUAUCUCUGUAAAGAUGACAACUUGGUGUCUCCAUCUGCUGCUCUCAAGGCACCUGUCUCUGCAAUUUUGUCUAAGAUUCCUGGCCAAAUGAUGCAUGUGGAACCCUCUUGCAGCCUACUAGCAGCCAUUGAUCUGAUCGUCCAGGGAGUCCAGAACUUGGUAGUACCAAUAAGAACCAGGCUAAGCAGCAGUUCAAGAAGAAAACAACACCCAAAAUGCACCACCACCACCUUCCACAAUGGCCAAGAGUUCUGCUGGCUGACACAAGAAGAUGUAGUCCGAUUUCUCCUCAGCUCAAUUGGCCUCUUCUCUCCCAUCCCAGCUUUCUCCAUAGAGUCUCUUGGCAUUAUCAGCACUGACAUCUUAGCCAUCAACUACCACUCCUCAGCAAACUCAGCCCUGCAGCUCAUAUCCCAAUCACUUUCUCAGCAGACCUCUGUGGCUGUGGUAGACUCCGAGGGGGUCUUGAUUGGUGAGAUCUCACCCUUCACCCUUGCCUGCUGUGAUGAGUCAGUGGCUGCAGCCAUCACCACUCUCUCAGCUGGAGACCUCAUGUCCUACAUUGAUUGUGGUGGACCCCCUGAGCACUUGGUUAGGGUUGUGAUGGAGAGAUUGAAGGAGAGAAAGCUACAAGGGGUGUUGGAAAAUUACACAUUAACUUCAUCAAGUUCUUAUGCACAUUCUUUGAUGUCUUCUUCAUCAGAUGAAGAGUCUUCUGUGUCUCCAAAUACCACUUUGCAGCCAAGGUCUGGUAGAUACAGUAGGUCCAGUAGCUACUCAGCUAGAAUGGUGAGGAGGGCUGAGGCCAUAGUUUGCCAUCCCAAGAGCUCAUUGGUAGCUGUGAUGAUUCAAGCAAUUGCUCACAGAGUGAACUAUGUGUGGGUUAUUGAGGAUGAUUGUAGCUUGGUGGGAAUUGUCACUUUUUCUGGCAUGUUAAAAGUUUUCAGGGAGCACUUGGAGACCAUGGCCUAG
Messenger RNA from Prunus armeniaca (apricot), 1203 nucleotides. The record is from the annotation of a GenBank genome assembly. Lineage: Eukaryota; Viridiplantae; Streptophyta; Magnoliopsida; Rosales; Rosaceae.